Molecule: messenger RNA, 3215 nt
Organism: Trichechus manatus latirostris (Florida manatee)
Lineage: Eukaryota; Metazoa; Chordata; Mammalia; Sirenia; Trichechidae
Gene: MOB1A
Product: MOB kinase activator 1A
Exons: 6
Coding region: 371-949 (192 amino acids)
Biological process (GO): positive regulation of protein phosphorylation; hippo signaling
Cellular component (GO): nucleus; cytoplasm
Molecular function (GO): protein kinase activator activity
Source: RefSeq, a predicted model, not a curated record
CACUGGUUAUAUAAAGAUUUUGCUUGGUUUUUUUUGUUGUUGUUUGUUUUGUUUUUGUUAAUUUUCUUUUGCAGGUAUGACUGUUGUAAUAGGUUAUAAAGACGCACAUCAGUACAAAUGUAUCCAAAACUGUGCUGUGCUCUUCAGAAUACUUGACGGUAACUUGCGUGGUUGAGUAGAGGGACCUGAGGAGAAACGAUGGGUUCUUUGGGGUAAUUUCUGAGAAGAAUGAUAUGACUAGCUGAGUAAGGUCAAAUGAAAAAUUGAUGGCUGCAAAGAUUCUAUCUGUGGUGGACCGUGACUUUGUAGGGAAUCCAUCUGUGCCAUUGUUCCUUUCACCCCACCCCCAACAGCACUCAUCUGCCUGUGUAUGAGAACAACAAAGUCCAUUGCAGCCGAAGCUAGGGUUGUUGUUUGGCUGGUCGGUAGUGCAGAGAGCUGCAAAUCCAAGACAUGUUAUUCUAUCUAUAAUUAUCGCACUGUGGAUUUCUUCAACCAGAUCAACAUGUUAUAUGGAACGAUUACAGAAUUCUGCACUGAAGCAAGCUGUCUGGUCAUGUCUGCAGGUCCACGAUACGAAUAUCAUUGGGCAGAUGGUACUAAUAUUAAAAAGCCAAUCAAAUGUUCUGCACCAAAAUAUAUUGACUAUUUGAUGACUUGGGUUCAGGAUCAGCUUGACGACGAAACUCUUUUCCCUUCUAAGAUUGGUGUCCCAUUUCCCAAAAACUUUAUGUCUGUGGCAAAGACUAUUCUAAAGCGUCUGUUCAGGGUUUAUGCCCAUAUUUACCAUCAGCACUUUGAUUCUGUGAUGCAGCUGCAAGAAGAGGCCCACCUCAACACCUCUUUUAAGCACUUUAUUUUCUUCGUUCAGGAGUUUAAUCUGAUUGAUAGGCGUGAGUUGGCACCUCUUCAGGAAUUAAUUGAGAAGCUUGGAUCAAAAGACAGAUAAAGGUUUCUUUUAGAAAACAGCUACCUUCUUCCUUCAUCUACUGCUAGAGCUGUCUCAUUGCAAUCUCUUAUAAACUAGUAACACAAACUUUAAGAAAACAGGAUAAAAAGACACCCAUUGUCUGUGUCUACUGGUUUCUACCUUUGGGUUGGCCUGCUGACUUCAGAGGGAGACCCUAAGGGCACAGCCAACUCUGAUGUGCUGUGUGACCACUCCUGUUAUUAUUACAGUGUCACACUUGGUUGUACUUUGUGAUGACUAACCUGUAGUUUAUUAGUUUACUUAAUUCUUUUGCUGAAGACAAUGAUUCAUUCUGUUUCAGGUGACAGCAUAAUGGAUAUUAAGAAUUUCUACCAGUGAUUUAUAAGCAAGUUUCCAGAACAGAUUUCCUAACAACACAAUCAGAUUAGUUUUAUUCCACCACUUCUGUUGUACAAAUAGAAAAAAAAGAAUUUUUAAGUUUCCUUAACAUUUAGAACAUUUGUGUCACUUUGGAUAACCCUUUAGUUUCAAAUUUGUAUGCUAGUGUUUCUAUAGAUAAGAAUAUAUAUGUGUGUAUUUUUACAAAAUCCGUGAUUACAGUUUAAAUCAUCAUGUAGCAUUUGUGGCAUGGGAGCAACCAAAGUUAUUUCUAAAAUGACUUUAUUUUUUAAUCUUUAUAAACACAGAAACCUAUCUUAAAUUGUUAGGAGUUUGUGUGUGUCGUAAAUAAUUUUGUGUAAGGUUUCUAAGGAUGAUGUUACAGAUUUUUAUUUUGAAAUGCUUCAUUAAAAUUAAUUUUAACAUGUGUUGUUUUUGGUUAAGAGAAGAAAACUUCCAAAAAAUUAUGACAAGCUUAGGUCUCACAGCCACUAUAUUCAUUCAUGUUGUUUUUCAAAAGCCUUCUAAUUCUAGGUAGGUGAAUGGAAGAAAGUACUGAGAGUACUUGAGUUAUUUUGUUUUGAGUUUCCUUUUUUUUUUUUUUUUUUAACAUCUAUAUGUUUUUAUUGUGACUUGAGAGUUAGUUAAGAGUAGUGAAGAAAUGUAUGAACUUUAUCCCAAUAAGAACAACUUAAGGAGAAUCACAGUAAAAACCAUGAAGGGGUAUGCAGUUUACAACAUAGCAAAAGGUUUUGUGUACCUUUUGUGUGUAUGUUUAAAGAAGACAAAGUGGGAGGACUAAGUAAAAAAAACAGUCUUCAUUCUGUUCAUAUUAAAAGGAUGGAUUGAACGCCUGUAGGGGCUGUAUCCUGUUUUAAUUGUUUUUGUAGCAAAACUUCAAUUUCUGUUGGGAUAAAAAGAAUAUUCCCCCUUUAAUGAAGAAAAUGCCUUUUUUUUUUUUUUUCCAUUUGGUUGCUAGGAUUUCAUAAGCUCUAGCUGGUUGUUUAAAAUAUGUUGAGGCACAAAUACUGUAUUUUUACACAAAUAAUGCCGCAGCUUCUGCGUUUGUUUGCCAGCCAUGCCCUCCCCUUCCCUUCCCUCCUGAGGUAUUUUCUUAGGCACACUCUGCUAAUUUUUUUUUUUACAUUAGCAUGUGAAGGAGGGUUGGCAUAGCAGCCUUGUGAGGAUGUCUGGGGGGCAGGGAGUAGUUGGCAAACAGACGUAGAAGGUGCGAGUUAUUUACCUAAAAACAUGGUAUGUUGGAAGACUUGCCAGAUUGGCAGAUCUUUAAAUUCAUCAGCAUUCUGUGUUUUAGAGCUGUGAUUUUUGCAGAAUACUCACCAGCCUCCUGAUGGCUUUGAUAAAACGUUUAAUUUUAUAGUAAUUUUUUUUGGGGGGUGGCUAUUUAUUUUUACUAUUUCACUAGACUGUGAAAAAAAAAAUUGUUUAGAAACCCCAUCUUUAAUAACUCAAUUUCAGUAAAUUCUUAACUAUAUACAGAAUUUUAAAGGAAGUAAAACAUUUCUUCUAAUUUAGGCUGGAAGCAUACAUCAUUGUUUGAGUGGGAUAAUCACGAAAAAAAGAGAAAAGCCCUGUAGGACACAUUCCACAACCAGUUGUUUUAAGCUUAUUGAAAGGCCCCUGUCAACAGUUCUGUGUUUAUGUUGAUCACUUAAUGAAAAGAAAGCCGGUUUUUAGAUGCCACCUAGAAUGUUACUCUCAACUUUACGUUAAGCUUUGUUAGAUUUAAUUUUUCCUUCAUCCGCAAGGAAUGAACUUACAUUUCUCAACUCUAGGGUUGUACUUUCAUCAUUUCUAAUAAUUCAGAUAUCCUCAGACAAAGGGGUUCUCAUUUUUCCACAUUUACCUUCAGUGAUAGAAAUUCUCCCUCUCUUUAAGACUAAGC